GGAGGAGGAGGAAGAAAAGAGGAGAAAAGAGAGGAAGCAGAAGGAAAAGAGAGGAGGGAUUUACGCUCGGAGAAGUUGACACGAACGCACGGUGCAGACCGAGGACGGCUUUAUGUGCCACCGGACUGCACUUUGAAGUUUCUCAUAUUUCUGGAAAAAGCAUUAAAGCGCAUCGGUCUCCUCUACCGGCAGGAGCUUCAUGCCUGCACCGCCCGGAGCUCAGCCUGCACGUAAACUAUUGUUGACGCGGAGUUUGACUCGGCGGGUCCCGCUUCGGCAGCCGGGUGUCGCCGUCGCGGUCAGCCCGUCUGUCCGCGUGCCUCCUGCGCGGUGCUCGCCGGGCGCAGGGAGCCUCUGCGGCGCAGAAAGGAGUCGGUAGCUCACCGGAGCCGCUUUUGUGGGAUUUUAAUUUGACCCGGAGCCGCCGUCUGUGUCUCGUUUCGGCUAUUGUCGCCGGUUUCCCGCUGACUCUGAGUUAGUUCGGAGGUUUGUCGGAGGGGAACUUGGUGUCGUCGUGGAGGGAUUUUCUUCGACUUGGAGCGGUGACAGCGGGGCUUUAAAGCGGAGGAGAAAAUCAAUAAAGCCCGUCCUGUGUGGGGAGUGUACGCGGCUAACGCACAGCGAACCCGAGCCGAGCCGGAGCCGAACCAUGCCAGUGAGAAAGAAAGAUGCACAGCGAGCUCUGCUGCUGCUGGAGGAGUACCGGGCCAAGCUGAACCACGCAGAGGACCGGCAGCUCCGACACUCCAUCCAGAGGGUCAUCGACAUCUUCCAGAGCAACCUCUUCCAGGCGCUCAUAGAUAUCCAGGAAUUUUACGAAGUGACCUUAUUGGACAGUCAGAGAUGGGCGGAGUCUUCCAAGGGGGCGGACCCCAUGGCGCCCGUCAACCUGUGGGACUUCUCCAGCCUUCAAAGCACAACGGUGACCUCGGACACUCUGCCCAGCCUUAGCACCAGCAUCGAGGACUCCCCCCUCCUAAAUGAAAUCCUGCACACGUUGGCUCAGGCCAAACGCUCGCCUGGCCUUCACCCACAAAAGUACAGGCACCAUGAUGAGGACUCGUCCCCCCAGGACCAGAGCUCCCCCCAGCUGACGGAGGAGGCUGGAGGUCCGGAGCUGGUCCAGGUAGCAGAAAAGAACCUUUCCCAGAUUGAGAAUGUUCACGGAUACGUCACCCACGCUCACAUCUCACCUAUGAAGCAGGCUGAAGCCGCCCCGCCUUCCUCUCCCAUAAUCCCUGUGAUCCCAAUCUCGCCAAUCCCAGCCGAGACCACCAUCAUCCCUCCGACAUCACAGGCCAAUCCUCCCCCCGUGGUGGUCAACACCGACAGCCUGGACACGCCUCCAUACGUGAACGGGGCAGAGGCUGAUUAUGAGUACGAGGAGAUCACGCUGGAGCGGGGCAACUCGGGCCUCGGCUUCAGCAUCGCCGGCGGCACUGACAACCCCCACAUCGGUGAAGACCCCAGCAUCUUCAUCACCAAAGUCAUACCCGGAGGAGCCGCCGCUCAGGACGGACGCCUCAGGGUGAACGACGUCAUCCUGCGGGUGAACGAGGUGGACGUUCGGGACGUGACCCACAGUCGGGCCGUGGAGGCGCUGAAGGAGGCUGGAUCCCUGGUGCGACUGUAUGUCCGCCGGAGGAAACCCGUGUCUGAGAAAGUGAUGGAAAUCAAACUGGUGAAAGGACCCAAAGGUCUUGGCUUCAGUAUAGCAGGCGGAGUCGGGAACCAGCACAUCCCGGGCGACAACAGCAUCUACGUCACCAAGAUCAUUGAAGGCGGAGCUGCACAUAAAGACGGGAGACUUCAGAUCGGAGACAAACUGCUGGCUGUGAACAGCGCUUGCCUGGAGGAGGUGAGUCACGAACACGCCGUCACUGCCUUGAAAAAUACUCCUGACGUGGUCUACUUGAAAGUGGCAAAACCCAACAGUGUCUUCAUGAACGACAGCUUUGCCCCGCCCGACCUCACCAACUCAUAUUCGCAGCACCUGGAGAACCAUAUCAGCCCCCCCAACUUCCUGGGUCAGCCUCUCCCUCCGCCGGCAUCCUCGGGACGCUACUCCCCGACACCGAAGAGCAUGCUGGGAGAUGACGACGUCACCCGGGAGCCCCGGAAGGUGGUGCUGCACAGAGGAGCAACUGGACUGGGCUUCAACAUCGUGGGCGGCGAGGACGGAGAGGGCAUCUUCAUCUCCUUCAUCCUCGCUGGAGGACCAGCUGACCUCUGUGGAGAGCUGAGGAAGGGAGACCGACUGGUGUCUGUGAAUGGCGUUGACCUCCGUAACGCCACCCACGAACAGGCAGCCGCCGCCCUGAAGAACGCUGGACAGACGGUCACCAUCAUCGCCCACUACAGGCCCGAGGAAUACAGUCGGUUCGAGGCAAAGAUUCACGAUCUGAGGGAGCAAAUGAUGAACAGCAGCAUCAGUUCAGGCUCUGGAUCUCUGAGGACAAGUCAGAAAAGGUCGCUGUAUGUCAGAGCUCUGUUCGACUACGAUAAGACCAGAGACUCCGGUCUGCCCAGUCAGGGCCUCAACUUCAAGUUCGGAGACAUCCUCCAUGUGGUGAAUGCCUCCGAUGACGAGUGGUGGCAGGCCAGGCAGCUGACGGCUCAGGGCGAGGUAGAGGAGGUCGGGGUCAUCCCCAGCAAGAGACGAGUUGAGAAGAAGGAAAGAGCGAGAUUAAAGACGGUGAAAUUCAACGCCAAGUCUCGAGACAGAGGGCAGUCUCUCAAUGACAAGCGUAAAAAGAACCUCUUUUCCCGAAAGUUUCCAUUCUACAAGAGCAAAGAGGCGAGCGAGCAGGAGACCAGCGACGUCGACCAACAUGUGACGUCUAACGCCAGCGAUAGUGAGAGUAGCUACCGUGGGCAGGAGGAAUACGUUCUGUCCUACGAACCUGUCGUCCAGCAGGAAGUGAACUACACUCGUCCCGUCAUCAUUCUCGGCCCCAUGAAGGAUCGAAUCAACGACGACCUGAUCUCAGAGUUCCCCGACAAAUUUGGAUCCUGCGUCCCACAUACGACUCGACCAAAGCGGGACUACGAGGUGGAUGGAAGAGACUAUCACUUCGUGGUUUCCAGAGAACAGAUGGAAAAAGACAUCCAGGACCACAAGUUCAUCGAGGCGGGUCAAUACAACAACCACCUGUACGGAACCAGCGUUCAGUCAGUCCGAGAGGUGGCUGAGAAGGGGAAACACUGUAUCCUGGACGUAUCAGGAAACGCCAUCAAGAGGCUCCAGCUGGCUCAGCUUCACCCCAUCGCCAUCUUCAUCAAACCCAAAUCUGUGGAGAACAUCAUGGAGAUGAACAAACGUCUGACGGAGGAGCAGGGCAGGAAAACCUUCGACCGAGCGACCAAGCUGGAGCAGGAGUUCACCGAACACUUCACAGCCAUCGUGCAGGGCGACACUCUGGAGGAAAUCUACGAUCAGGUGAAGCAGAUCAUCGAGGAGCAGUCGGGUCCGUUCAUCUGGGUUCAGUCCAAGGAGAAGUUAUGAAGAUGGGCCCGUCCUCUUCCUCUUCCUUAAUCCUCUUUGUUUUAUUCUGAGAGUCGACCUGCCUCCCCCCCGCCUCCCUUCACUCCCACGAUCAGCUGACGGAUCGUCGUUUUUUUGGUGUUUUUCCGCCUGACUCAGACUUGUCGAUGGGUUUAAAGCACACAGGAGGUUCGACACGGUACAACAGCUCCUUAAUGUUUAAGGGAGGAGAACUUAAGAAGGAACGUACGAAGCAGAUUUCAUCUUAUGUUUUUGUUGGGGUUUUUUUUGUUUGUGGGUUUUCUUCCCCCAUUUUUUGUCUUGUAAGUCAGCAGGCGCACGGAGUUUCAGUCUCAGGCAGCAUCUGUCGGUUUGGAGAAAACGGAGACACAAAAAGCAAAACUUUGCACGUUUGAGCUUUAACAGCAUGUCAGUUUAAUCCCCGUUUAUUUCUCAUCAGCCCCUUCACCUCCAAUGUCACAGCUGUUUUCUUCUGUUCUGCUCAUUUUAGCAUUUUCUCUCUUUUUUUUUUUUAACUUGAUUCAUGAUUAGUCGAUUUUUUUUUGCUCCUCACUGCUGCUGGAUGUUCGUCGGGACGCUGCAGGUCCUGCUCAGCCACAUAGAGGGCACUGCUCAACACAUUUUAUUUAAUGACGUAUAAUCAGAUCAUUGGGAUGAAAUCAUUAAAAACUAAAAAGAAAAAGACAGAUGAGUAAAAACUGUCUCUUUCAGUUAAUGAAUUCUAAGUUUCGUGAUUUUACUUUACACAUUUCGACCUCGACUUCCAAUUAAUGAUUAAUGAAAAAGGAUCAAUAAAGUCUCAACAUUAGUUAUUCUACUGACGAGCUGCAUUCUUUAACUCAUUUCACACAAACUGACCCUGAAAACUUUAUUUCCUCUGAAACAAGUGAAAAAAAUUGACUCUGCAGAAAGAAUAUUUCUGCCUGUUUCCAGUUUAUGUUUUUAAAAAAAAUGUCAUCACCAAAGCAACAAAACCAGUAUCUCAUAAUUAGAAGAAACAAAUUACUUCACUAAAAUUAUUCUAUUAUUGCAAUAAUACUCAUCUCACUGUCUUUAAACUAUAAGAAAAUAAUUUUGUUACCAGAUAAUUAUAUCAAGAAAAUACAUCAAAUAUGCAAAUAUUCUUACAGAUUAAUUUAUAAAAAUUUUAAAUCUAAAGUAAACAUCAUCAUCUUAUGAGAAUUAUUUUUUACAAUAAAAUUAUUUUAUUAAAAGUAAAUUAUUUUAUAACCACAGGAGGCUCAUCUCAUAAGUUUUGAAAUCUAUUUUUAAAAUGCAAGAAAAGCGUUUCAGAAUUUGAAGAAAAAACUUUCCCAUAAUUACAAGAUCUGAAUCGAACCAUUAAGAAAAAACCCAGAUUCAAGGGGAACAAAACAAAUCUGAUUUAUACGGAGCUCUGAACUUAAUUUUGCAAAAAAUUUGCAAGAAAAUUAGAAAACUCAGAUCAGAGGUCAUCUUAUUGCAGGAAUCUGUUGUUAAAUCAGCAAGGUGUUUCAUAAGUACAUAAAUAUUCUGAUACUUUCAGCUCUAAAAAACAUAUAAUUUCAGGAAAACUUCAUUGUGAGAAUUAUUUUGUUACAAGAAAAAUAUUUUAUUACAAGUAAAUUAUCGCAUAACUGCAACAGACUUAAGGUUAUGACAAAUGUAUUUUAAAAAGAUGAUAAAAUGUUUUAUAAUUACUAGAGAAUUAUUAUGAGAAGAGUAGAAAUCUGUCAAGAAAAUUAAUUUACCAAAAUUUAUCUCUGAUUUACAAGAAUAUUAUGUCACUUACAAAAAAAAAAUCACCUAAUUAUGGGAUUUAAAGUUACGAUUUUCUGCAAUGUUAGAUUUUUUUCAUCAAUUUCAGGAAAUGAGCAGAUUUUUCACAGUAAAAGUGGGUCAACUGAAGGUUUGAAACAUUUCCAGACAGUCUUUCUGUUAAGAGACUUUUCCUCUUUCUCCUUGGAGUCGAGUCAUACAAACUAGAGCCCUCUGCGACGCAAGCUCGAACCCUGCAGCUCGUUUCGGCGACAUCCGUCAGCGUCGUCAGUGUCUUACCACGAAAACGAUGUCGAUCAUGUGAUUUGCUGAACCUGGAGACGAGCUGCCACCUCCAGGUGUCCACAGGUGUGUCCGAAACUCGCAGACGAUUAUUGUACAAUGAGAUUUUGACAGAUAUUUAACCCUCGGUAAACUGCCUAUUUUGUUAUAAUAAAGUCUAUAUUGAACUUUACUUAA
This is a messenger RNA of Stegastes partitus (bicolor damselfish), 5722 nucleotides long. It is a transcript of the gene dlg1b, whose product is annotated as discs large MAGUK scaffold protein 1b. Gene Ontology annotation, biological process: chemical synaptic transmission; regulation of postsynaptic membrane neurotransmitter receptor levels; embryo development. The transcript is spliced from 26 exons. Gene Ontology annotation, molecular function: ionotropic glutamate receptor binding; protein kinase binding. Gene Ontology annotation, cellular component: neuromuscular junction; postsynaptic density membrane; basolateral plasma membrane. The record is from RefSeq and is a predicted model, not a curated record. NCBI's taxonomy places the organism in Eukaryota, Metazoa, Chordata, Actinopteri, Pomacentridae. The coding region runs from base 650 to 3505 and encodes 951 amino acids.